ACACCCAUGUCCGUCUCCAGCUCAGCCCCUGGCCUGCAGAGCCAAGGACAGGAAAUGGCUCUGGUGGAGCUGGUGAGCUUCGAGGAGGUGGCUGUGUAUUUCUCUGAGGAGGAAUGGGCUCUGCUUGACCCAUGUCAGAGAGCCCUCUACAGGGAUGUGAUGCAGGAGAAUUAUGAGUCUGUGAGCUGGCUGGGAUUUCCUGUCUCCAAAGCUCAUGUGAUCUCCUGGGUGGAGCAGGGGGAGGAACUGUGGAUCCCAGAUCUCCAGGACUGUGAGAGAGGAGAGAUCAUCAGUGACACUCACACAGGUGAUGGGAGGCUGAGUGAGAACCAUGACAAAAGUCUUCAUAAUGAAGGACCAGAGCGAAUGGCUCCAUGUGGGAUGAUGUUGGGAAUAUCUGAAGCGCAUGUUUCUCAAAGUCCUAAGCAAGGAGAGACCUGUAAGAGACAGUGUAGCCCACAAAUGCAGCAGCGAAGCCAUCCAGGACGGGGACAGGGUAAAUCCAGUCACAGAAGCAGGAGGUUGAAAAUGUUCGGCAGAAAAUCCCCCAUCAAGAGUCACCCUGUGCUUGCAGUGACUGUGCAACUCUUAGUAAACAUGAAAAAGCCCACAUAGGAGAGAAAACUUUCAGUUGCUCUGACUGUGGAAAAAUCUUCACGAAGAGCUCAAAGUUUGUGAAAUGCAGGAGAACGCACACAGGAGAGAAACCCUUCAGCUGCUCUGACUGCAGGAAAAGCUUCAGUGAGAGUUCAAGCCUUGUUAUCCACAGGAGAAGCCACACAGGAGAGAAACCCUUCAGCUGCUCUGACUGCAGGAAAAGCUUCAGUGAGAGUUCAAGCCUUGUUAUCCACAGGAGAAGCCACACAGGAGAGAAACCCUUCAGCUGCUCUGACUGUGGGAAAUGCUUCAGUAAGAGUUCAAUCCUUGUUGCACAUAGGAGAAGGCACACAGGAGAGAAACCAUUCAGCUGCUCUGACUGUGAGAAAUGCUUCAGCCACAGCUCACUUCUUGUUAUCCAUAGGAGAACCCACACAGGGGAGAAACCUUUCGGCUGCUCUGACUGUGGGAAAUGCUUCAGUCAGAGUUCAAGCCUUGUUGCACAUAGGAGAGCCCACACAGGGGAGAAACCCUAUACUAGAAGUGGGGAAAAGCAUCUUAAUGUGCAGAAUCCAGCCCACUUAGGGUUUUGAUCCUUCCCCCAAUGGGCAUGUGCUGCUAGGGAACAAACUCAGCCCUAUAACUCUUCCUGCUGUGCAGCCACUGGAGAGGAGGCAGCAAUGGGGCUGAGGUUCCUCCACACAACCUGGGGCCAGCCGUGGAGACCGCAGGCACCAUUGCCACUGCACCUCUGCCCUCCAAGGCCAACUCAUAGUCACAGCCCUGGAAUCUUGUGUCUCCAGGGCUAUGUGGCUAUGGCAGAGUGCUUCUGGGGCCGGCUCUGUACUUUGUGGCUGUGGUAAUGGCAUCUCUGGCCCUGGCCCAUGUGACUGCAGCAGCGAUGCCUCUGGCCUCCAGGGCUGACCCACAGCUGCAUGGCUAUGGCAGUUUUGUCUCCAGCUUGUAGUGUCCUCCAUUGCAGCCAGGACAGCAUUGCUUCAGAUGUUGCUGUAAGGGGGCAUGAAGCCAGGUAAUGUUCCUCGUCAUCCCCUGACCCCCCCACCCAGCAUCCUCAGCUUGUUCUCACACUCUCCUUUGUUCUUGUACCCUCCACCUGGCCACACACUGCACCCUCCCUUGUUCCUGCUCCCUCCAUCUGGCCAGACACCAUACUCCGAGACUUCUUCUGAAUUCCAGCUUCCCCCAGAUCCUGCACCCCAUCCCUAUUCUCCUUGCUGGCAGUCCUGCCUCAUACUGUAUCCCUCAUUUUUGUCCCUAUCCCAGAGCCUAAGGGUGUCCACAAAAUCCAGCAACUCCAGAACCCAAGAAAUGUAAGUCUGGUCUAUGGUGAGCUCUGACCCUCAGUGCCCCCAUUCCCUUCCCCUCACCCUAUGAGGCUGGGGCACCAGAGGAGUUAGGUGCCACAGUUGGGGCCACAUCAGUGAGUUUGGGGGAGAUGGUUGCUUCUCACUUGUGUAGUCUCCAACUGAUUUUUCUGUGGGUCAAUGACUCCUGACCCCAAAGUGGUUCUUCACUCUUGCCUUAAAGAAAACAUUGAAGUCUUUUGUGUUAGUUGUAAUGCUCUUCUUUAUUUGAAAUGAAGUUUGACAUAGUAACACAAACAACUCAAAAUGCUUAAUCUGUUUUAUAAUGUAAAUUAAACUGAUCUCCCUAGCUGCAGCACUAGCAAAAUAACUCAGAUGUAAUUAUAUAAUUGAGCACGAGUGUCCAUUAGCAACUGAUAAUCCAUGGAA
Messenger RNA from Pelodiscus sinensis (Chinese soft-shelled turtle), 2351 nucleotides. NCBI's taxonomy places the organism in Eukaryota, Metazoa, Chordata, Testudines, Trionychidae. The record is from RefSeq and is a predicted model, not a curated record.